Medioppia subpectinata is the source of this 1980-nucleotide messenger RNA. The record is from the annotation of a GenBank genome assembly. Lineage: Eukaryota; Metazoa; Arthropoda; Arachnida; Sarcoptiformes; Oppiidae.
UUUAUUAUGACUUUUACAGCAAACGUAAAAAAUUGUGGCCAAAAAUUAUCGUAAAAAACCUUUUGGCAAAACAAUAUGUAUCUAAGGAUUAAAUACUGGAACUACAUAUCGGUGACAGUUGUGACACUAAUCCGACUUUUAGUACACCUGUACGAUAUCGUAACACUUCCGGUCUAUUACCUCAUCCAAAAGCCAUGGAUCGCCAGGAAAAGGAUUGAUGCCAUUUAUGCCAAACAAGUGGAUCCCGAAGACACGAAGUCUCCCUGGACUCGAUUGGGUGAUCACUCAUACCAUUUCCUCGACGAGUGCUCCACCAUUGAUGAGGCCAUCAGAAAGUCUAUUGAGAUUAAUGGCAAAGACAAACAAUGUGUGGCCUAUCGCGAGGUUCUCGGCGAAGAGACCCAUCAGUUGAACGGAAAGCCAAUCACCAAAUAUGUGUUGAGUGACUAUAAAUGGCUAAAUUAUGGGCAGUUUGACAACAAAGUGAACAAUAUAUCGAAAGGAUUGCUUGUGAAUGGCGUUAAAUCUAAGGACAAAGUGAUGAUAUUUGCGGACACGUGUAUGGAUUGGUUUAUAUGCGCUCAAUCUAUUAUGAGAAUUGGAUCCACUGUUGCCACCAUAUAUUCAUCACUCAAUGAUGAAGGAAUUAUCCACGGCUUGAAUGAGACAGAAGUGACACACGUUAUAACAUCGCACCACUUAUUGAAUAAGUUGAUUAAACUGCGUCCACAGAUUCCCAAAAUGAGCAAGAUUAUAUUUUUCGACUCCAAUAAUAACCAAAGUAAUCAUUCAAUUGAAAAAUCUGACGGUCAGGACAUCAGUUUGAUUGCACUCUCAGACUUGGAGAGCACCGGCCGUCAGACCAAUGGCGAGGAGUUGUCGUACGACAUGCCCAACGAGAACGACAUCGCAGUCUUGUUAUACACUUCCGGCUCGACAGGAGUGCCCAAAGGGGUGAACAUAACGCACAAGAAUCUACUGAAUUCUGUGGUUACAUAUAAACUACUGUUUAAUCACCUUUUGGCCACUCGUGACCAACAGCUAUACAUAGCAUACCUACCGCUGGCACACAUACUGGAGCUCAUCAUCGAAACCAUUAUGUUUAGUGUCGGCAUUAGAGUCGGGUAUUCAACGCCAAACACACUGACAGACGUGGGGACAGCCAUACGGCCGGGCGAUAAGGGAGACGCCACUCUACUCAGGCCAACACUCAUGGCUGGAGUGCCUCUCGUGUUGGACCGCAUCCGCAAAGGCAUUGUCGACAAAAUCAGUAGAAAUGGUUUAAUCGCACGACAAUUGUUUGAUUUCGGCGUUCAAUACAAAACAUUUUGGACUCAAAGAGGUUUCGAUACACCGAUUAUGAAUCGUUUUGUGUGCGGGAAGUUCAGGGCCACAGUUGGGGGCAAAUUGGACAUGAUGUUUGUCGGCGGCGCCCCUCUAUCGCAGGACACACAGAAAGUGAUCAAAGCGUGUCUUAACAUAAAGUUACUUCAGGGCUACGCCUCCACAGAGACUUCUGGUGCCGGUUGUCUAAUGGAUCAGUCGGACCAAAGUUACGGACAGGUGGGCGCACCCCUGAGGGGCACUAAAAUAGUGUUAGAAGACUGGGAAGAGGGAGGCUAUAGAGCCACAGACAAACCCAACCCUCGGGGAGAGAUUGUCAUCUCAAGCGACUCGAUAUCUGCCGGUUAUUACAAGUUAGAGUCGGCUACAGAAGAGGCCUACUAUACCGACGCUGACGGUCAGCGAUGGUUCCGUACGGGAGAUAUCGGCGAAGUGUAUCCAAACGGGAAUUUCAAAAUAAUUGACCGCAAAAAGGAUUUAAUAAAAUUAUCAUUCGGUGAAUACGUGUCGUUAGGAAAAAUUGAGGCCGAAUUGAAAUCCAAUCCAUUGGUGGACAAUAUCUGCGUUUACGGACAUCUCUAUCACUCAUAUUUGGUGGCAUUGGUUGUGCCAAACCAGCUGUCGGUCGUCAGACUC